Messenger RNA from Aspergillus oryzae RIB40, 1881 nucleotides. RefSeq lists its product as uncharacterized. The record is from RefSeq and is a predicted model, not a curated record. The transcript has 2 exons. The coding region runs from base 1 to 1881 and encodes 626 amino acids. Lineage: Eukaryota; Fungi; Ascomycota; Eurotiomycetes; Eurotiales; Aspergillaceae.
AUGGGGAAAGCCCCCGCCGCGAUCGUUAUUGCGAGACAUGGUGCCCGUUUAGAUGCUGCCGAUAAGAACUGGCAUCUGACGUCUCCAACUCCCUACGACCCUCCGCUUUCUUAUGGCGGUUGGCUUCAGUCCCGUGCUCUGGGGGCCCGUAUCGGCAAUGUUUUAAAGUCUCUGGACAACGAUAUCCUUCCCGAGCAAACAGAUGGCGAGACGUUGCCAUCGUUUCGCCCACAUCCUUCCAAGCGAAAGCGUCGAAUUGUUAUCCAUUCCUCCCCCUAUCUUCGGUGUCUACAGACCUCGAUCGCUGUCGGUUCCGGGAUAAGCCAGCACUAUCCCGAUAGCACAGGCCCAGGCCCGGGUUGGAGUCAGCCGAAUGGGUUCCUGUCCGCCCCCGUCAUGUCUCCAGCACAGGAGCCGACCACUGGCGCAAUCACCAGUGCCCCUGCAGCUCCCGGUGAUCAGCGAUCUCUUCUACGUGUUGACGCCUUUCUCGGCGAAUGGCUAUGUCCAGACUAUUUCGAGGAAAUUACCCCGCCCCCUAAGUCAGAGAGGCUGAUCGCUGCCGCCAAGGCCGAACUAUUACGACGCGACAGCAUCGUACCGGAAGCCGAUACUAAACCUGCCACGGGCUUUUUCCCGGGUGGCUGGGGCAGCCUUGGCAACAAACCCCUGUCUCCCCCUAUUGAAGAGGAGGAUCGCAAGGUCUAUUCCGUGUACACGUCAAACGAGCGUCGGGAGGGACAGAGAAAUCGGGCCGGCAGUUGUGACACCCUGCGGUCCGCAGACACCCCACGCACCCGGAGGUUGCUCAGCAAAAUCAACACCAACCUCCCGCCCAUCCCCGAUGGGGCGUACAUGCCCCCGACGCCGAGCUAUGCCAUCUCGCCGUCCGAUCCGAUCCCCACCGGUUAUGUCACGCACGCUCGGGAUGCUUGUGUGAGAAUCGACUAUCCGUGGGAUAGCAUGCGAGACCCGCCGAAUUGGGGAAAUGGGGGUGAGUACGGCGAAGAAUGGAGUACGAUGCACACGCGCUUUCAUACCGGACUGGAGCGGAUGGUCCGCUGGUAUCAGGAGCACGAUGCAUCCCUUCCCUCCGGUCGGCGUCGGCGUCAUUCGCAACUAUCCGUGUCCGAGAGCGCAGAGGAGUCGAAGAUCCCGGACGACGAGGACGAGCCCACCGACACGAUCUUGGUAAUCGUCACUCAUGGGGCAGGCUGCAAUGCACUCAUCGGAGCCAUCACCGGCGAGCCUGCCCUUGUGGACAUCAAUACGGCGUCCCUCACGCUGGCAGUCCCGAAGGACCGGGUGGCUGUCACCGAGAAAGCAGACACGAUCGGCGGACCUGUAGCGCCGUAUCGUCCCGGAAACGAUCAGGUCGAGUUACGCGAUUACAAGCUACAGCUGGUGGCGUCGACCGAUCAUUUACGGCCGGUCACGAACCUGUCGACAUCCGUCCUUUCAUCGCCCAGUAGUUUAAGUUCUCCAUCGUCCGCAUACCGUCCUCGAUUCUCGACCCGCCCGUCUUUACCACAAGGCGGGUUCGUGAUCGGUCCUUCUGCUGUGUCUGGACCGGGCACCGGUUCGUGGACAUUUUCACGACCUUCCACCGCUCCUCGCGGUCCCAGCGGUCUGUGGGGCUCUAACUCGAUCUCGGCCGGGGACACGGCGGACGAUAUCAUCCCCAACUUCGGUGAUCCCUGGUCGGGGUCCAAUGGGACUAGCAACAAUGACCACCACUCCGGCAAGAAGUCGGAAGAGUCGUCAGAUUGGACGCCACAGCUGCCACAGAGAACGCUCUCUCAACGAGGUCUAUGGGGGAGUAGGCCUUCGAAGGAGCCCCAUGUCAAGCGGCGCUGGACGGUGACCGAACGACGAGUUUAA